Messenger RNA from Prunus armeniaca (apricot), 1005 nucleotides. The record is from the annotation of a GenBank genome assembly. NCBI's taxonomy places the organism in Eukaryota, Viridiplantae, Streptophyta, Magnoliopsida, Rosales, Rosaceae.
AUGGCUAAUUCCGGCAUGACGCAGCUGCUCGGCUUCCGGUUCGACCCCACGGACCAAGAAAUUAUCGGCUUCUUUCUCUACAAGAUGGUGGUGGCGAACAACCCUCUGACUUUGAUGCCGCCAUACAGCAAGACUGGCAGCUGCGGUACUUGGAGUGAAACCGAAACCUACCAAGAUGUUAAAGAUGAGGUGGAUGAGAUUAUAGGUAGAAAACGGAAAUUCCGGUACGAGAACGGUAAUACUUCGGAGGACCACGCCGGCUGGCUUUUGGAUGAAUAUAGCCUUUUCGAAAAGGGCUGCAAGAAUCGUACAAGUCGUAAUUGCUAUGAUUUUGACGUUGUGAUUUGUCGGCUGAGAAGGAAGUGCAAUACGGACAAGUCCGGGAAAAAGAGGAAGUGCUCAUCUCAAGAUCAAUCAAACAAGAAGAUGAAAAGAGAUCAAUCUACAAAGGAGAUGAAGACUGAAAAUUCAGUGGGGCCGCAAAUUAUGAAUGAUGAGAGCAAUCAGUUGAUGAUCAACGACAUUACAACUUGUGAUCAAGAUUAUUUGAUCGACACCAAUCAUAAAAGUUUCAACAUUGAUGAACUCUUCGUAGAACUAGACUGCAAACCGCCAUUGUUACACUCGCAGCAACUACCUCAGAUUGUUGAAAGCCAAGAAAAGCCUUUGCCAACUUCUUGCCUCUAUGUUAAUCAAUUUGAUGGACCACUGGAAGCAGCCACCAGCAAUCUGAGUAAUUUUGAGUAUAAUAGCGAUCAAAUAGCAAGAUCAACAUGGCAACAUAAUAUGAAUGCCGAUGAUCAUCAAGAUCCGAAUUUAUUCUUCACCGUCGAUGAAUUAUUGGCAGAAGAUGCAGAGCCUUUGUCAACUUAUGCGCUCGAUGAUGUUUGUAAUGUGGUCAGCCAACCAUUAGACCAAAACAGUUGUUGGUCCAAAUCCUUUAUGGAUCAGACUUACAAUUCCUAUAUAUGCUUAUCAAUAGAGGAGAUCAUAGCUGACAAUUAG